Camellia sinensis is the source of this 2130-nucleotide messenger RNA. RefSeq lists its product as uncharacterized. Lineage: Eukaryota; Viridiplantae; Streptophyta; Magnoliopsida; Ericales; Theaceae. The record is from RefSeq and is a predicted model, not a curated record.
UAUUCCCUCAAUUGUUCAUUGCUGUUGCUGAUGCUCUCUCUCGCUGUCUCUGUCUCUCUCUCUCUCUAAACUGCUUUUGGCAGCCAGUGACCCAGAAACCAACGGACUUGUAACUGAUGAAUUCCAGAAAUGAAGAUGAAGCAUAUGCUACCAGCUUUAACCUCUGAGUACAUGCCUAUUCUCACUUUUCUUUAAUUUGUUCUCUCUCUCUCUCUCUCUCUCUCUCUCCUUGUUCAUCUUUCAAUUUGAUUUUCCAUUUUUCAAUUCUGUCUGUUUUGAUCACUAAUAGUCGAGAAAAACCCGGUUUGUGAUCAUAGAGGAAAAUACUCUCACACAACCAUUCAAUUUUAGAGUUUUUGGUUUCUGGGUCUCUGCUCCCAUAGAAAAUAAUGGUACUUUCCUUGUGUUUGUUCAUGCCUAAGUAAUGGUUUGGUGGUAUUUAUUCUUGCGUUUUUAGGGUUUUGUUUGGUGGGUAUUGCUUCUUAUAUUCUCAGUUCUCUUUAAUUUGCUCUCUCUUCUUGUUCAGCUUUCAAUAUACCCAUCAAUUCUGUCUGUUUCAAUCGCUAAUAAUCUAGAAAAACCCAGUUUUUAUAUUAUUUUGCAACCUUCAAAAAAUCAUAUAGGAAAAUUCUCUCACAGAACCAUUCAGUUUCAGUAUCUUUGGUUUAUGGGUCUGCUCACAUAUAAAAUAAUGGUGCUUUGCUUGUGUUCAUUCAUGCCUAAGUAAUGCUUUGGUGGUAUUUGUUCUUGGGUUUUUAGGGUUUUGGUUGGUGGGUAUUGCUUCAUAUUUAUUGUAUCAAUGGGGGGUUUUUGAACUCAGGAUCAAACACUCACUGAAAUUUACUCUAGACUGUCCGAGUUUGUUGUAUUGUUGAUUGCAAUGGAAGGAGGUGGGGAAAAGAACAAGGGGGUGGUUGUGGCGGUUGUGAAAACCCCGGAUAAGAGUAAAAGGGAUGAGUGGAGCGAAGGAGGGAUUAUGAGUUUAUUAGAUGUGUAUGAAACAAAGUGGUCACUCCGAAAUCGAGCCAAGUUGAAGGGGAGCGAUUGGGAAGAGAUAGCUGGGCAAGUUUCAGCCCGUAAUUGUGGGACAAAGCCUGGAAAAACACCUAACCAAUGCAAGAACAAAAUUGAGGCGAUGAAGAAAAGGUAUCGCAUGGAGUUAGCUGUAAAUAACCAUUCUGGUUGGCAAUUCUAUGCUAGGAUGGAUGGAUUGGUGAAAGGGACACAUUGUUUGGAACAUAAGGUUGGAGAUGUGGUAGCAAAUGGGGUGACAGAGACAGAGGGUUUGCAAGCUUUGCCAAAUUUAGUGGGUGAUUUGGAAACUGAUACCAAGAGGGUAGACGAUAACGGCCCCACCCAUGUUCAGAUUGUUGAGAAAGCUCAAAAUUACAAGACAGUAGACGAAAGCGGCCAGAAUCACGUUCAGGUUGUUAAGAAAGCUCAAAAUUGCAAUACAAUAGUCGAACGUGGACAGAAUCAUGUUCAGGAUGACAAUCAAGAUGAUGCGUCUGAUACAGUUCCUAAUAACAGUGAAUUUAGUACCCCCAGAAACAAAGCAGCCAGAGUGGCUGACAGGUCAUUAAAGGUAAAUUCUUUUAAGCGAAGGAAGAGAUCGGGCAACGACAUGGCAGAGAGUAUUAGGGUGUUAGCUCAUUCAAUGUUGAAAAUCGAACAGGCACGGAUGGAAAUGUACAGGGACUCGGAACGCCUGAGGGUAGAGGCAGACAUCAAGCGAGCAGAAAUGGACCUUAAGAGGACUGAAAUAGUUGCAAAAACCCAGUUGCAGAUUGCCAAGCUCUUGGUUAAGAGGACAUGCAACCAUAACAACAAAAGCGGAAAUUCAUCCUUGGUUGGUGAACACAAUGUUGCGACAAAUCCAGAGGAAAGAAGUGGAUGAUCAAUAAAACCAAUGCCUCAAGUUGGAGAGUGACGUGUCAGAGAACUGGUCUGAUGUUUGUGUUCCUGCCAUAAAACUCAUACUGGUAUGAUUUUCUUAUGUAUGUAUAAUCAAAUUAAUCUGUACAAAAUUCAAGUGAUUGUGUGUUGUCAAUAACUUAAGAAACUGGGCAGCAUUGGGGAUGAAAUUAUUAUCAUUGAAAAAUAAAUAACAGAAUCACUACCUGAAGCAAA